UUUGUUUUAAGACAUUAAUUCAUUUUCCUAGUAAGAUUUGUCUUAGGUGGACAAAACAGAAACCGAACAAGAGAGAGCGUGGUUACCGCUAUGCUAUAUUUGAAGGUUUCAAACACUUUCCUUUCAGUUACAGAACAAGGAAGAAGAUGAUGAAGAAGAAGAAGAAGAUGGGUCCUCUUACAAUGGAUACCAUCUUUGAUCUCAUUGAAGAAGCUAAGCUCCGUUUUCUAUGGUGGUCUCUUUGUAUAUUCGCCAUUUCCUAUUUCUUAACACAUACAAGUAAAUCAAUGUGGAUGAAUAUACCAAUGUCCAUUCUUUUUUUUACUGGUCUGAAGAUUCUUGUGAACAAAGUGGAGUUUCGCUGGAAGGUUCAGCCACCUAGAUUACAAACUUACCUAUCUCAUUUGGAGAAAAAGCAGUUGCCGCUAGAUGAAGAACACCCCUCUACUUCACCUCCCCCUCCCAAAUGGAAGAAGAAAAUUGAUUCUCCUGUGGUGGAGGCUGCUUUGAACGAUUUCAUCGAUUUGAUAUUGAAGGAUUUCGUGAUAAAUAUGUGGUAUGCAGACAUUACUCAAGAUGGGGAGUUUCCUGAGCAAAUACGUGACUUAAUCAUGGACGCUCUUGCUGAAGUCUCGGUGAGGGUUAAAGAGAUAAACAUUGUUGACUUGCUCACAGGUGGUAUAGUUGAUUUAAUCAGUGAUCAUAUAGACCUCUUCAGAAGAAAUCAAGCUGCCAUAGGUAGGGAUGUUAUGUUAACAUUGUCUUCUGAGGAAAGAGAUGAAAGAUUGAAAUUCCAUCUGUUGAACUCCAAGGAGCUUCACCCAGCACUAAUAUCUCCAGAGAGUGAGUACAAGGUUCUUCAGCGGCUAAUGAGUGGAGUAUUAGCUACGGUAUUAAGAAAAGAAGAAGCUCAAGUUUCAGUCGUUCGAUCAAUAGCUCGGGAAAUCCUAACUUGCUUGAUAUUGCAGCCUAUAAUGAAUUUGGCAUGCCCUGCGUAUAUCAAUGAGCUGAUUGAGUCUCUUCUACUUAUCCUUAAUGACGGGGAUAUAAAUUGGAUGGGCGGUGGUGAUCAUAGUUCAAAUGCUACCAGUACCACUCAUAAUCACGAUAAUCACACAGCCUCUGCUGAUUGGGCACAAAUGCUGGACGCUGCAACUCAGAGAAGAACUGAAGUUCUUAUGCCUGAGAAUCUUGAGAACAUGUGGGCAAGAGGAAGGAAUUACGGAAGGGAAACCCGUAAAAAUGCCAAAUCUGGCUCUCCUGCAAAACAUUCUUCUGCAGACCAUUCACUCUUUGAGAGACAUUCCACUCAUGAAACAUCACCGAGGAAACCUGGUGGAACACAUGCUUAUCCAUUGCAUAGUGUGGGUUCAGAUCCCAUACUAUAUGAUGGAAGCACAACUAUGUCUGAGUCGUCAAUGGAUCAUGGCAAGAGUUUAUCUUUUGAAUCAGAUCGUCAAGUUGCCGAAGUGAGUGACAUCAUGGAUCUUGGUUCUAAUAUGCAUAAACUUCCACUCAGGAGAACCGGAUCCGGAAGUUCUUCUCUCUUGGGAGCCCAUCCUCAUAAAGGAGGGUUCAAUGCUGAGUUCCACGCCCCUGAAUUUAAGAAGCAUGAAGGAUUCUGGGGAAAGAGUAGUUUUGACAUGGCUACCAGGAGAGAGGGACAGGGUGUUCCAAAGCUUCGGUGCCGGGUGAUGGGAGCAUAUUUUGAGAAACUUGGAUCGACUUCUUUUGCUGUAUAUUCAAUUGCAGUGACUGAUGGACAAGAAAAAACUUGGUUUGUAAAACGAAGAUACAGGAACUUUGAGCGAUUGCAUCGACAUCUAAAACAUAUUCCCAAUUACACAUUACAUUUGCCUCCCAAAAGGAUAUUUUCCUCAAGCACGGAGGAUGCCUUUGUACAUCAGCGUUGCAUUCAACUUGAUAAAUAUCUCCAUGAUCUCCUGUCAAUAGCUAAUGUUGCUGAACAACACGAAGUAUGGGACUUCUUAAGUUCUUCUUCAAAGAAUUACUCUUUUGGGAAACCUUCUUCAAUGAUGAGGACCCUGGCAGUCAAUGUAGAUGAUGCUGUGGAUGAUAUUGUACGGCAGUUUAAAGGUGUUUCAGAUGAUUUAAAGCGAAAAGUUGGCACUGCAUCAUCAUCCCCUACCGCUGAAGGUUCUUCAAAAUCUUUCACUUGGAACAUGGAUGAAAUGGAUAGAAGUAACCCGAGUAAAAAUGCUGCAGAGAGUGCGUUGAGCUCUGAUACUGAGGAAGGUGAAAAAGAAGGCAAUUAUAGCCAUGAGAGUAUAGCUAGAGAAGUAGCAGAAGAUAGUUUGUGCCUUAAUGAUAAUGAAUUGAGCUCAAAGGAUUAUUCACAAGGGGUGUUAAACCAUGGUAAUGAGUUUAGUAACUUGGAUCUUGAUAGGAAACAUGAUGUUGUAAUCGAAGCAAAGGUUGGCAAGGAUGUUCCAGCUACAAAUGGAAGUCUGAGUCACGAUAAUCCGGAAGAUCCAAUUGGAGUGCCGCCUGAGUGGACUCCACCUAAUGUGACUGUCCCUAUUCUGAAUUUGGUUGACAACGUCUUUCAGCUUAAUAAAAGAGGCUGGCUAAGAAGACAGGUCUUUUGGAUAUCAAAACAGAUACUACAGUUGGUGAUGGAAGACGCAAUUGAUGAUAUACUCCUGAGUGAGAUUCAUUGGCUCCGGAGAGAGGAAACCAUCGCGCAAGGAAUUCGGUGGGUCCAAGAUAUCCUCUGGCCAGGUGGCACCUUUUUCUUAAGAAUUCAGACCCCUCAGGUGUUUAUUGGUGGUGGUGUAACUGAUCAAAAGCCUUUACAGACCAUAAGUGAAUCUGGUGAAAGGACCAGUCAGAAAUCACAAUUAUGGUGUUUCGAGGAACAACUAGAAGCUGCUCGUAGAGCAAGUGAUGUGAAGAAACUACUCUUUGACGGAGCUCCAGCAGCCUUAGUAAGUUUAGUCGGGCAGAAGCAGUACAGACGUUGUGCCAGUGAUAUAUAUUUCUUUAGUCAGUCUUCCAUAUGUGUGAAGCAACUUGCUUAUGCAAUCCUUGAACUUCUCCUUAUAUCGGUCUUCCCCGAAUUGCGCAAUGUCGUCAUGAGUGUUCAUGAGAAUAUGCAUGUUCACCAACCUGUAUAGACUAAGGGUUUCCUUCUCAGCUACUUGGAGUGGCAUACUUAUGUUCCUAACUAUAGCUCAUUUUAUGAGAAAAACAAAAAAGAAGAAACAUGAUUGAUGGUUUUGUCUCCUCUAGGGAGAGAAUAUUUUUGUAAACUUAGAGAUUUUGUACAUAAAGAUAAAGAUUCAUUUUGUAUUGUGUGGUAGACUGAUAAAGAUUCAUUCUGACUUGUGAA
This is a messenger RNA of Medicago truncatula (barrel medic), 3352 nucleotides long. RefSeq lists its product as uncharacterized. The transcript has 15 exons. Gene Ontology annotation, molecular function: phosphatidylinositol binding. The coding region runs from base 147 to 3137 and encodes 996 amino acids. The record is from RefSeq and is a predicted model, not a curated record. NCBI's taxonomy places the organism in Eukaryota, Viridiplantae, Streptophyta, Magnoliopsida, Fabales, Fabaceae.